GGGACCCCGUUCAAAUAAUUUCGUUCUCAACAUGAAGUGCUCAACGGUUGUGAAGCAUUGCUGCUUUUGUGUCGACCAUGCCGAAGGCGUGAAGGUCCUGGCCAUUCUGUCCUUGUUUGAGUGUGUGGGCUUUGCCAUUGCCAGUGGGGUGUAUGCCGAGAGGAACUACUCCAAAUCCGUGGGAUUGUUCUCGCUACUCAUCUUCCUGAUCAUCUUCUUCGUCUUCCUCUUCGCCGCUUCCCUCGUGUUGCUAUUGGCCAUCUUCAAACAAAGGCGGGAACUCUUUGUCCCUUGGCUACUCCUCUACGGCCUCAAGAUCAUGGUGGAAUUCGCCUUCAUCCUGAUCUACUCUGUGGUGGUCUUCCAGCCUUUAGAUAUCUAUUAUCACAUGUGGGAGUUCAUGAUGGGAUCGCUAGCCACGGCCUUCUACCUGGGUCUCAAGAGCUAUUUCUGGGUCACAGUCAACGAGUUGGACAAUCGGAUUCGUGAUCGAACCUGCGUGUCCCUGGUCAUUUAAGACGGAUCAAUCGAGACGAGGGCAACAUGUUCGAGAAUGGUUUUUA
Messenger RNA from Tigriopus californicus, 563 nucleotides. RefSeq lists its product as uncharacterized. NCBI's taxonomy places the organism in Eukaryota, Metazoa, Arthropoda, Copepoda, Harpacticoida, Harpacticidae. The transcript is spliced from 4 exons. Bases 32 to 517 code for a protein of 161 amino acids. The record is from RefSeq and is a predicted model, not a curated record.